AUGGUGCAGCUGCUCAAGUUUCUGCAAAAGCGCAAGCAGCAGUACUUUAUGCCUGCGUACACGGAUGCCAGCACGUUUACGCUCCCGACAGAGGAAGAGGCGGCAAAGGCUGAUGACGCGGCGCCCGAGGUGACGACCAAGCCGGCCCCGAAGAAGAAGGGCGGCAAGAAGGCACCGGCAAAGAAGUCGACCAAGGCAACCAGCAAGGCGAAGAAGACGGAGGCCCACGAGGUGGACGAGACCACGAACGCUGCCACCGACGGUCCCACGGACGGCGAGAAGCCGACGGGCGACGCCGUCGAGAGCUCCGAGAGUGCCGACGCCGCGGAGAAGGUCGGCGAAACAACGGAGACGGUCGGCGAAACAACGGAAAAGGUCGACAAAACGACGGAGGAAUCUGCCAAGGAGAUUGCCGCGACGACCGAGGAUCCCUCGACGCCCAUUGCGUAA
Saprolegnia parasitica CBS 223.65 is the source of this 450-nucleotide messenger RNA. RefSeq lists its product as hypothetical. The record is from RefSeq and is a predicted model, not a curated record. The coding region runs from base 1 to 450 and encodes 149 amino acids. NCBI's taxonomy places the organism in Eukaryota, Oomycota, Saprolegniomycetes, Saprolegniales, Saprolegniaceae. The transcript is spliced from 2 exons.